Aspergillus alliaceus is the source of this 2631-nucleotide messenger RNA. RefSeq lists its product as uncharacterized. The record is from RefSeq and is a predicted model, not a curated record. NCBI's taxonomy places the organism in Eukaryota, Fungi, Ascomycota, Eurotiomycetes, Eurotiales, Aspergillaceae. The transcript has 3 exons. Bases 579 to 1976 code for a protein of 465 amino acids.
GUUUGCUCAGAGCUCUCACUGGUUCGUUGAACUAUUUUAGUGGUGAUCUUUUGGGGUUUAGUGUCAGGGGAUCAAGGCUGAGUUAAGUUCCGGUUGCUAAGCCGCAGUUUCUUUAUUGUUUCUACUAGCUUUACUUCUACCUCCUACGUAUGAGGAUGUGUUUCAGUAUGCAUAUUUUUCUUCUUUACUUACUCCUCCAAUGACCACUUCUUGACAAAUUUAUAUGAAUCACUGGGGUAAAGGAACUGGAACGAAAAACAUAUCAACGUGAAAUCUAAAAAAGCUACGCACCAAUAAGAGAAGAGGACCCCACAAAGCUGGGGGCCAUCAUUGACUAAAGAGGAAAGAUCGUCUGCUAAGUUUCAAGGCUUCGCCGCGUCACUUCAUGUCAAUCGCGGGUCGAGACCCCUGAUCCUCUACUAGUAAUUCAUUCAGUCAUUCCUUUUCUACCUGCUUUCCUUCCCCCUCCCCAUUCACUAAAUUUUAUUUCCUUUUCCCUUCCUUCCUUUCUCUUCUUUCUUUCUUAUAACUGUCAUGCCACCAAUCCACCCAGUUGUCAUCCCGUCUUUACCGGCGCGAUGACCUUAGCUAGUUGUUCUAGAUGGCGCCUGCGACCGAGUGGCCUUCUCUAUAUACUCUACGUUAUUGGAUUUCUAAGCGUCGCCUGCAUCGUCGCCAUCUGGUAUGGCGUUAAUUCCGACCGAGACUAUAUUCAUCCAAUCUUGACCCAAUUGAUCCCCGCCGGUCACUGUGCCUGUCAAACCUCAACCACCUUUCAGUGCUCCAGUUGUCUGUCGUGCUCCGAACAGACUCUCGUCCCACAGAUCUCCCCCGCUCCGAAGUGGGAGUUUAAUUCCGACCGCGAUGCGAGCAAUCACGGCCUUAGCAGACUUCAGUGCAAAGCUGCCUUCCCAGGUCUGUUCGAAGAUGUCUUCCGCGCCGAGACCUUUUGGCGGUCCCAAGGAGCUCUUGCGACCGAAGACCUAGAUCGGAUCCCCUUAGGAUUCGGCAUGGUCCGAGCAUUCAUUUCGAACGGCGAGCUGUACGUGGUGGCGGCGCGGGCAAAGCAAGAAGACCAUAGACGGAAGAUUGUCGCGGCGUUAAGCUCCAUCCACCGCGCACUGGUCGCCGACUCCGAUCGCGCCUCUCGGCGCAACAUUGAGUUCGUCUUCUCUGUGGAGGACAAGGUCGAGGAUGUCACUAGCUCUGACAACCCGGUGUGGGUGCUGGCGCGGUCUGCGGCCGAGCAGGGUGUCUGGCUGAUGCCCGAUUUCGGGUUCUGGGCGUGGGACAAUCCUCUGAACUCGAUUGGUCCUUUUGAUCAAGUCGUCGAACGCAUUAAAAGAGCCGAUAUCCCGUGGUCGGAAAAAGCUCCUCAGUUGGUCUGGCGCGGCAAACCUAGUUUUGCACCCAAACUGCGCCGUGCUUUGAUGGAUGCCGCGCGAGAUAAGCCGUGGGGGGACGUCAAGCAGGUGGAUUGGUUUGAGCGGACGAAUAUCAUGUCCAUGGAGGAUCAUUGCCGAUAUAUGUUCAUUGCGCACGUCGAAGGCCGAUCCUAUUCUGCGUCGCUUAAAUACCGCCAAGCGUGCAAUUCGGUGAUCGUGGCGCACAAGCUUCAGUAUAUUCAGCACCAUCACUAUCUCCUCAUCCCUGAUGGCCCGAAUCAGAAUUAUAUCGAGGUGGAGCGCGAUUUUAGUGACCUCGCGAGCAAGAUUGAGCCUCUCCUCGACGACCCCACCACGGCGCAACGAAUUGCGAACAAUAGCGUGCGCACGUUCCGUGAGCGCUAUCUGACCAAGGCCGCCGAAGCCUGCUACUGGCGGCAGCUUUUUGACGGAUACGGAAACGUCUGGAACAGCAGCGUCCCCGUUUGGUCCGACUUCUACCAGCGGGAACGCGGCCUCCGCUACGAAUCAUUCGUCUUAAUGGAUAGUCACAUGAUGUUUGAUUUUCGAGCGAUGGGCGGCAUGCAAUGAUGGAUUUUCGAACAAACAAACAAAAAAUAAUUUGAGCGAUCUACGCAUUCACGGAGUUUGGAGUUCCACGGGAUACCGGGGGAAAGGAGGGGGCGAUAUAUGAGAAAUUUUCACGAUACCAAUAGAGCGUGGCUUCUUUCCUAUUUACUUGAUGCUUUUCUUCUCAGAUAGAGAUGUACAGUUCUCAGUGGAGUUGUCAUUAUCAUAUACACCGCAACAAUAGUACUUGUGACAUACUCUGUAUCUCCUGCCUACUGAACGUCCCGCACGAACUCCUCCAACAGCCGGGGACUCCCCCCAACUAGGUCUCUCAGCUUCUUCCCAUCCCUGAACACGAUAAACGUCGGCAUCGCCACGAUCCCCAAUCCUGCGAGUUGCUCAUCCGAUAGCUUCCGCACGUCCAUCCGGUAGAAGGACUUCUCGGUCGUUGUGUGGGAUAUUUCCUCGAAGACAGAGAACAUAGGUCUGCAGGGUCCCGUCCAUCCGGCCGUGAAAUCGAUAACCGUCGAUUCCGGGGAUUGGAUUAUGGCUUGAAGAGCUGCGUAGGAGGUGAUUUCCCUGACGGCCAUUUUCUUUCCCUCUUAUUCUCAGUAUUAUACCUGUGACAUCGACGAAUCGCGCUGGUCGAGCGGGCUAGAAGAUCGCUCGAGCCAAA